Molecule: messenger RNA, 217 nt
Organism: Acanthocheilonema viteae
Lineage: Eukaryota; Metazoa; Nematoda; Chromadorea; Rhabditida; Onchocercidae
Source: the annotation of a GenBank genome assembly
AUGGAAGAGAAUGGCGAUGUGCAAACGAUGGUGAAAUUGGAAACGGAAUGGAAGGACUACAAGACCUCUCUCGGAAAACAUUAUGAUAAAAGCGAGAACAAUUUGAGAAUGGCAAUAUUUGAAAGUAACGAAAUAUUGACAGAAAAGAUAAAUAGAAAAUAUAAAAAAGGCUUGCUUACUUAUACAACUGCUUUGAAUGACUUGGCUGAUUUGGUAA